GCUGAGCGAGGCGGAGCAGCGCUACUACUGCGACCUCUUCUCCUACUGCGACACGGAGAGCACCAAGAAGGUGGCGUCCAACGGGCGCGUGCUCGAGCUCUUCCGCGCCGCGCAGCUGCCCGCCGACGUGGUCAUGCAGAUGGGGACCUGCUGUGAAAAUAUUUCCCUGGAGAUAGACUGCAAUUUACUAACACAGAAGAAGCAAUAAAAUGUUAACUGCAAGUGAAAACUGAGCUGAAGUGUCAAGUGCCUCAUCUAGAGAAAGCAAGCAAGGGUGUAUUUGUGCGCAUGUGUGUACAGGAUGCUUUUAGAUUGUUGAUCAAGAUAUUGAACAAAACCAGCCCUAGGACCGAGCUCUGGGGCACACCACUUGAUACCAGCUGCCAACUAGACUUCAAGCCAUUGACUACUACACUUGGAGCCUGAUGAGCCCACCAGUUUUCUGUCUGCCUUACAGUCCAUUCAUCCAACUGAUCAUGGAACUCUGCGGUGCAACAAGACUUGGAUAUUUUGGGAGAAGUCAGUUCUAUAUUGCUUUGAAACUUGUUGCUGUGGCCCAGUCUGGUCUCCCUCUAAGAGUGGAAAGCUUAAAUACAGUCAAAGACCUCCCUCUUCCUAGGUUUGUUGUGUCAAAGAAUGAACAAGAAUCGAGACAUACAGCCUCGUAUGCUUCAGAUGCUGAUAAUCCAGCCUCAUAUUCAGGUGUAAUUCCACCCCCCCCUGGCAGGGUACAAGCCAAAAAAGGCUCCGUGAGCCAUGAUGCAGUUCAGCAACGUACAUCAACAGAUCAGGAGUCCACAUCUCCAGUUGUUUCACCACAGCAAUCCCCACCAACUUCUCCACAUACAUGGAGGAAGCACAACCGCCAUCCCAGCGGAGGGAAUAAUGAACGGCCUCUUGCUGGACCUGGGCCUUUUUGGGCUCCAUUUAGUGAAGCACAACCAGGCUCAUCUGCUGCUGGUGAUCCCAUAUGGUCUGGCCAUUCUCCGCCCCCACAUCAAGAAAACUGGGUCAGUUUUGCAGAUACCCCACCAACCAGUACUCUUUUAGCCAUGCAUCCUGCUUCUGUCCAGGAUCAGACAACAGUACGAACUGUAGCAUCAGCUACAACUGCAAAUGAAAUUCGUAGGCAAUCGAGUAGUUAUGAUGAUCCCUGGAAAAUAACUGAUGAACAAAGGCAGUAUUAUGUAAAUCAGUUUAAAACCAUUCAACCUGAUCUAAAUGGAUUUAUUCCAGGGUCUGCAGCUAAAGAAUUUUUUACCAAAUCAAAACUACCUAUUCUUGAACUUUCUCACAUUUGGGAACUGUCAGAUUUUGAUAAAGAUGGCGCAUUGACACUGGAUGAGUUCUGUGCUGCUUUUCAUCUGGUAGUUGCUAGGAAGAAUGGCUAUGACUUGCCUGAAAAACUACCUGAAAGUUUAAUGCCCAAACUGAUUGAUUUGGAAGAUUCAGCAGUGGUUCCUGUCGUUUCAGAAGUUGGGGAUCAAGCUGGUGAGGUAGGUUACUCCAGCUCUCCAGCAGAAGCACCUCCAAGCAAGUCUCCAUCAAUGCCAUCCCUAAACCAGACCUGGCCAGAACUGAAUCAGAGCAGUGAGCAGUGGGAGACAUUUAGUGAACGCUCUUCAAGCUCACAAACUCUGACCCAAUUUGAUUCUAACAUUGCACCAGCUGAUCCUGAUACUGCUAUUGUUCACCCAGUUCCCAUACGGAUGACUCCAAGCAAAAUCCACAUGCAGGAAAUGGAACUUAAAAGAACUGGAAGUGAUCAUACUAAUCCUACUAGUCCACUACUUGUGAAACCAGCCGACCUCUCCGAAGAAAAUAAAAUAAGUUCGUCUGUAAAAUUUGUACCUGGAAAUACAGUUGCAGAUGGUUACAGCAGUUCAGACUCGUAUACUUCAGAUCCAGAGCAGAUUGGAAGCACUGUUACGCGACAACGGUCACAUUCAGGAACAUCUCCAGAUAACACUGCACCACCGCCACCCCCUCCCAGGCCUCAUCCUUCGCAUUCUCGAUCAUCAUCUUUAGAUAUGAAUAGGUCAUUCACGGUUACCCCAGGACAGCAACAGGCUGGAGUUGUUGCCUACCCCCCUGCAGUGCCUCCAAGACCACAGCCGUCACAGGGCACUGGUCCUCAUGUGCAUCGCCCAGUAGAUGCUGAAGGCCUAAUAGCUCAUACCAGUACCUCACCUCAACAAAUACCAGAACAGCCAAAUUUUGCAGACUUCAGCCAGUUUGAGGCAUUUGCUGCAUCAGGUGUAAAUGAAGAGGAAGAAGAUGAAAUUGAAACACACCCAGAUGUCUUGCAGGCUGAAAAACCCUCCGAUUCUGCAAGUUCUCUUAGAGCUGCCAAAACAGAGGGAAGAGUUGAAGACAAAGCAGCUACUAGUGUCCCCAAUAACACAGGCAAAGGCACUACACCCCUUGCUCCACCACCAAAGCCUAUUCGCAGAAGAUUAAAAUCAGAAGAUGAGCUGAGACCUGAAGUUGAGGAACAUACACAGAAAACAGGUGUCAUAGCUGCUGUUCUUGCUUCACAGCCGUCAAUUCCUAGAUCAGUUGGAAAAGACAAGAAGGCAAUUCAGGCAUCAAUCAGGCGCAAUAAGGAAACCAACACUGUUUUGGCCAGAUUGAAUAGCGAACUACAGCAGCAGUUAAAGGAUGUUCUUGAAGAGAGAAUCUCCUUAGAAGUUCAACUGGAGCAGCUUCGACCCUUUUCUCACCUAUAAGCCAACUGCCGUUAACUGUGAACUUACUAAUUUUGAAAGGGGGGUUGGGUUUAAAGCCUAUUCAAAGAUCCAUGCAUUCAGCUCAAUGCACUCUAUUGAACAUUACAUUUUGUGGUUCUGUUCUGUCCCGUUUAUUCACUAAUGUAUUUAAUUUUCUUAAUUUCAGUACAAAAAGAAUCACAAUCUUUUCCUUGAAUGUUGUAUAUUUUGGCACUGCCUUCCCUGCCAUUUUUCUUAACAAUAUGUUGGAUUUAUUUGCACAGUUUCAGUGGCCAAAACUUCAAACUGGAAUUUCAGAAUGGUUUCUAUAUUUCAUGUCACAAAACACACUUAGAGAAGAGGAUAACUAGCCAGUUAACUCUUAACAUUAAAGCACAUAAUAUACCAUAAAUAGCCUCCUAAAAUGCAACAUUGGUUUAAUACAGGAAAAACUAGUAUGUUAUCUUAAGGGAUUUUGAAAGGGGGUUGAGGGAGCAGUGACCAGUAUUGCAGGUGUGAGUGCAGCCCCUGCUCCCAGCUUCCUCACCCCUCUACUGCUGCCCUGGCAGUUAGACCACACCAUGGCUGCAGUAGCUUGGGACUUUUACUUCUUCAAUCAGGUAACAAUCUUCUAUCACUUCGCUUCCCCUCUGCCCAGAGGCAAGUCCCCGCCGUCCCCCUCCGUCACCCAUUGCAGCCAGUGUCUCUGCUGUCCCCAGCUGACCCAAGGGGCAUGGGGUAAGUGCCAGAGCCAUCCCUAUCCUGCACAUGAAGCCAGGCCCAGGCAGAGGUAGCAGUGGACAAGUUCCCUUCUCCCAUGCCUGCUCCUGCACUGGCAGGGAACACCAAGGGGAACUGUGCAGGGUCAAGAGAACUGCCUCUGCUGCUGUCCAUAACUGAGCCUGGCUUCCCUCAUGGCACAGCUGGAGCAGGCAGGAGUGGCUCUGGAGCCUCUCCAAACCCUCGUUCCCAGAGUAACUGGAGAUAACGGCAGCAAGGAGUGGGGAGAAGGAAGGGGAGGGAACAUGAAGGGGACAGGAGAGUAUUCUUACCCAAUUGUGGGACUUAAGUGUCCCAGGCUUCUGCUUCUACAGUGUUGACUGAAGGAGGUGCAUCUGUAGCACUGCACCCCCUGGAUCUACCCUGGUUCUCAUCAAUCAAAAUUUACUGCCCAAGCCACCUUUCACAAUUCAGCGAGUCAUUUACAAUUCCAGAAGGCCUGCUCUUGCAAUAAACCAGAUCCUUCUGGGUGCCAGAGUUCUUGCAGGCUACCUUGCCAUAUCAAAUGUAUUUGGUUAUUUCAUGUUUUUCUUAUGUACUCUACAAUAUGUGACCCCAGAUUGCCAGGUGUUCAUUUGUCCACUCAUGAUCCUGAUUCUGCCGCAUGCAUAUAAAUGACUUAAUGGUACAAUUGAUACUAGACCUAACGGAUCUUUUUCAGUGAUCCCUUUUGUGAAAGAAUUGGGUGUUAAUUCUUGGUAUAUUGAUUGCACAUUUCCUGAGCACCACCUGUAACUGCAUGCUUCACACAUUACCUUUUAUUAACAGAUCAGAUCCACCAGUCCUUACUGUAACAGAUUGUAUUGUCAAGUAAUGUGUCAAUACCUCUAUGAACUUCUAAUUCCCAGCCAAAAAAAUUAAACAGUUUGCUUCUUAGGA
Molecule: messenger RNA, 4367 nt
Organism: Alligator sinensis (Chinese alligator)
Lineage: Eukaryota; Metazoa; Chordata; Crocodylia; Alligatoridae
Gene: REPS1
Product: RALBP1 associated Eps domain containing 1
Exons: 22
Coding region: 426-2729 (767 amino acids)
Biological process (GO): endosomal transport; endocytosis
Cellular component (GO): plasma membrane; cytoplasm
Molecular function (GO): protein binding; calcium ion binding
Source: RefSeq, a predicted model, not a curated record